AUGAAGCAAUCAAGAAAGGUUGCCAAAGUCGCCUAUCAAGGAUUGAAGGAGUUGGUUAAAUUUGGAAAGUUUGUUGAAGUUGAAAACACUCCUGUUGUUAGUUCCAUUAAUGUUGAGGUUGUCGAGGAACACGUGGAACCUAAACCAAAAUUUCAAUUAGCCUUUGAAGAGGUUGAAGUAUCUGAUGAUGAAGAAGAUCAAGAGGAUCAAGGAAAUGAACUAUCAGAAAAUGAGUUUGAAAAUUUUAUUCAGCAAAGUAUUUCAUUCCCAGAAGAGGAUGUGGCUAUUACACCUCUGAGUGUGACUGAGAGGGAAAGUGACACAAUGGUGCAAUCUUCCUCACCUACCCCUGAACAGAUGGAUACUCUUAUUGCAGAACUUCAUCGAACUGCAAGGAAGCCUCCCCAAAUAGUUCCUGUUGAUACUGAUCCUCCAUCUGGAAGUGAUCUAGAAGACUCAGCCAAUUCUUUACUCCCAAGGAAGCGUAAAAGAAGAGAUCCAAGGUUUGGAGUGCUUAUCACAGACCUAGUUCACAAGAAAUCUACAUCGACUGAGCCCAGUUCGAUUACUCAAAACAUUUAA
Molecule: messenger RNA, 582 nt
Organism: Lactuca virosa
Lineage: Eukaryota; Viridiplantae; Streptophyta; Magnoliopsida; Asterales; Asteraceae
Source: the annotation of a GenBank genome assembly